GGUCAUCUCAUCAAUUCAUCAAUUCAUCAAUACCAACUUGAAAGCAAGCUUGCUUUGAUAUUCACUCAUAUUCAUAUACUUAAUUACUCAUUAAUCAAUUACAUGGGGAUGAUCAUGAAGAGACUUGUUGGGAUUUCAGAUGCAAAGAAGAAGCUAGCAAGGACGCUCUCUCCCAACAAGAAAGGGAGCAUUAGGGCGACGAAAGACGACAAAGCCGCCGUUCCGAAGGGGCACUUUCCGGUAUACGUCGGGGAGGCGAGGCGGCGGUUUGUGGUUCCGAUAGAGUACUUGGAGCAUGCACUGUUCCGGGAUCUGUUGGACUGGGCGGAGCAGGAGUUUGGGUACGAGCACCCUACCGGAGGACUCACUAUCCCAUGCACUGAAGACUACUUCUUGAGCCUCACUUCCCUCCUCAUCAAUUCCAAAUAAAUAUAAUCUUCGAGGAAUAGAUAGAUAGAUGGAUA
This is a messenger RNA of Cuscuta campestris, 464 nucleotides long. NCBI's taxonomy places the organism in Eukaryota, Viridiplantae, Streptophyta, Magnoliopsida, Solanales, Convolvulaceae. The record is from the annotation of a GenBank genome assembly.